GGGGGGGCGGGGUUGAGGGUGGCCCGGCAAGCUCGUCACGUGCUAAGCCCCCGUCGGCCAAUCAGAGGGGUGGCCUUGUCGGGAGGCGGGAUUUGAAAUUGCACGCACGUGGAGUCGGGGCCGGCGGGAGGGAGCGAGCGAGGUGGCGCUUCAACCCGACGCGCUGCUGAAUACUCGGUCGUUACGAGCUCGCCCCCGUUCUCAUUAUAACUCACGUAUCUCGUUAAAUUUCCUCGGGUAUUUGUGGCGGUUGUCUCGUCUGAGUAGACGUUUAACGGUCGCUCGUAAAUAAGCGCUCUGUUUUGUUUGUUUUCAUCCUGAAGGGUAAAGCCGCGAAGCUGGUUGCAUGCAGUAACUUCAGCAACCCGUUGCGGUGCGUGUCUAGACCAGGCUCGGUCCCCGAAGGGUUCUCAGUUUCUAGGUUUUGGCGAGGGCAGAUCUAAAUUAUUUCAUCAAGUUUCUUCCGUCUUUAACCUCCACGGUAUGAAGCUUAACCCGGACCCUCAUUACUAUCACCCAACAGCCAGUAGUUAAAGUGUUUCACGUCUUUACACCUGAGCCCGUAGGUGGGCGGCGGCGGCGGGGGGGGUUAUUGAAUACCAUUUUAUUUGGGAUUAUCGAGAAGAGAGAGCGAGACUACAAUGCCGUCGCAGCUGGACGAGUAUGAAGUGAUGUACACCAUCGGCACGGGCUCCUACGGCGAGUGUCAGAAGAUCCGGCGCAAGUCGGACGGCAAGGUGCUGGUGUGGAAGGUGCUGGAUUACGGCACCAUGUCAGAACCCGAGAAGCAGAUGCUGGUGUCGGAGGUGAACCUCCUUCGCGAGCUCAAGCACCCCAACAUUGUGCGCUACUUUGACCGCAUUAUCGACCGCAGCAAUACCACGCUCUACAUCGUCAUGGAGUACUGCGAGUGCGGGGACCUUGCCAGCCUCAUCUCCCGCUGCCGUCGUGACAGGCGUUUCCUGGAGGAGGAGUUUGUCCUGCGGGUGCUGGCGCAGCUUGUGCUGGCGCUUCGCGAGUGCCACCGGCGCACGGCCGGCGGGCGCACGGUGCUGCACCGCGACCUCAAGCCGGCCAAUGUGUUCCUGGACGCACGGCACAACGUGAAGCUCGGAGACUUUGGGCUAGCGCGCAUCCUACAGCAUGACACCAGCUUCGCCAAGACGUUUGUGGGAACGCCCUAUUACAUGUCGCCGGAGCAGUUCAGCCGCAUGUCGUACAAUGAGAAGUCUGACAUCUGGUCGCUGGGCUGCCUGCUCUACGAGCUCUGCGCGCUGGUGCCCCCGUUCACGGCCAUGAACCAGAAGCAGCUGGCGGAGAAGAUCAAGGAAGGGAAGUUCAGGAGGAUCCCCUACCGCUACUCGGACGAGCUGAACGAAAUUAUUUCCAAGAUGCUCAACCUGAAGGACUACCUGCGGCCAUCCAUCGAGCAGAUCAUGCAGUACGGCCUCCUGGCGGAGGUGCUGGACGAAGAGCAGGCGCGGGCGGCGCCCGAGAAGCCGCGCGGGGUCCCCACCACGGAGCGACGCUCUGGCGGUAGCCCCUCUGCGGAGGAGGGCUUGGUGGCAGAUCUCCGUCGCAAGGAGGAGCAGCUCCAGGCCAAGGAGCAAGCCCUGCGCGAGCGGGAGGAGCGGUUGGAACAACGGGAAAAGGAACUGUGUCUGAGGGAAAGGCUGGCUGACGAAAAACUAUCCAGGAUGGAGGAGCUGAAGCUGGAUGCGCCGGGCUGCUGCGUGCCGGCACCGGGGUCGGCGCUUGCCGAGCUCGUGAACCCAGACGGCGAGUUUGCUUUCGCACGCAAGAAGGUGCAGUUUGUGGGAGACGGCGUACAGAGCAAGGAGAACACCGGCCUGGUGGUGGGUGCGACGGUUUCGGUCGGGGCGGCAACGGUCGUGUCGCUGGCGGGGCCGUGCCGUGCACCGGUGGGACGUGGGGAUGCCCUGCGCGAGCGCCUGCAGGCAGCGAACAUGCGCACGCGCGAGCUGCGAUACCUCGAGGCGGAAUCCCAGCUCAAGAGCCGGCAGCUGCUGGGCAUGCGUUGAGCCGGUGCCGGCAACGGCCGCGGCCUCCACGACACCACCCGCUGUCGAUGAAAUACAACAAAAGUGGGAAUUUUAAAAGUUAUAGAUGUUGAAGUCAAAGGUACCAAAGAACUGGGGUUUAGCGGUACAUUUUGAGUAUUGGGCCCUCCAACUGAUAUCAAUGGCCGCAUAUUCUGAGUGAUGGUUGAUUAAAUCAAGACAGUAAUAAGUUACACGGCAAACUCGGAACUCUGGUUCUGAGUUUGCAUAUCGGCCAGUCAUCUCCCAUGCAAUGAAAUUGUUGUGGUAGGUGGUCUGUGGAUGUUUUGUGGGUACUGUUCAUUGACUGGCAGACAUUCUGCCUAGAAUUGGAUCAUGUCUGGGUAACUGGAGGUCAUGGACUGAGUGGUGUUAAGGAGUAGUGGGACUGACGGAGAAUAUUUGCUCUUAAAUCUUUGGCGAUGAUGGUGAGUGCGGAACCCCGAGUUUACUCAUUUUACGCAGCGGUGGGCACAUUUUUCAGCAUUAGUUUCUUGUGAAACAACUUUAGAGCCCAAUGCUGAUUUAAAUACUGGAAAUUACAGCAAGUUUACAUUUUGUUCAUGUAUUUUCAGCUGAGAAUCAGUUGCAUAUCUAGUUGUAUAUACUGUGUGAUUAUGAUGACGUUUCAUUCGUAGUUGCUGAAUUGAUGUAGAGUUGAAUGUUGAGUGAUAUUUAAAUCAAAUUAUAAUGUAGAUUUUAUAUUUUUACAGAAUAAAAUGCAGGCGCUGCUUAAAAAGUAUGUUGAUUUAUACCUAGUUGCAUUGUGUCACGCUCUUAGCAGCUGUUGCUGAAUGAAUGCUAAGCUUUGGAUGUAUUUUUUUUUGCCAAAUCCACUGAGUUUGUAAAAUAAACGUGAUUAUUUUACCUGG
Petromyzon marinus (sea lamprey) is the source of this 2932-nucleotide messenger RNA. RefSeq names its product NIMA related kinase 2 (gene NEK2). NCBI's taxonomy places the organism in Eukaryota, Metazoa, Chordata, Hyperoartia, Petromyzontiformes, Petromyzontidae. Gene Ontology annotation, molecular function: ATP binding; protein kinase activity. Gene Ontology annotation, biological process: protein phosphorylation. The record is from RefSeq and is a predicted model, not a curated record.